Canariomyces notabilis is the source of this 1567-nucleotide messenger RNA. RefSeq lists its product as uncharacterized. The transcript is spliced from 3 exons. The record is from RefSeq and is a predicted model, not a curated record. NCBI's taxonomy places the organism in Eukaryota, Fungi, Ascomycota, Sordariomycetes, Sordariales, Chaetomiaceae. The coding region runs from base 119 to 1567 and encodes 482 amino acids.
CUCGGCGAGUGAGCGACAGUCUCGAAGUCUCUUGCCGUGUUUCGCAGUCCUUGUCUUGGUUGCAAUUACCGACUUCAAUAGCAAUCGACAGAUACGGAUCCAGCCUCACCGUCUGGCCAUGGCUGAACUCGCCUUGGGAAUCCUGGGCAUUCCAGGGGCAAUAGAUGUGUGUAUCAAGGCGGUGAGGAACUUGCUCCAAGCUUGUGAGACCUACCGGCAUGCCGACUCGACGCUGUAUGAGAUGUUCGUUCGCAUCCAGGUAUGCAUACUGCGAAUUGAGAGUCAGCUAGAGGUAUCCAGGGAGCUAGAAAACACCAUGACCGCCGAGCAUAGGGACCUUCAGAGGCGCGUGCUAAACAUUCUGCUCGCCAAGGCGGAAAUUACCACUCAAAAAUUUGCAAGAAUUGCUUUGCCUGAGCAUUCACGUAUGGCAAACAAGCUGAAGUUGGCUUUCUUGAGGGAUGCCUUCGAGGAGACUAUAGUGGAGCUGGAAAGCUGGCAGAAACUCUACGAGCCUUCCUGGUUCUGUUGGAUCAAGCUCGCUUCUUCCGCGUCACGGGAUUUUCGCAGGGCGUUUAGAGAACCUGGCCCGGAUUCCCAAAGCGUCUUUAUCGGAAAGGAAGGAUUGAAUGGGUACACCGAGAUGCCCGUCCCAGUCUAUUCUGCCAGCGUGGCUGUCCCUCCGGAUGGCCAGAAGCGCCUCCUCAUCGACGUGGUCUCGAGCGGGCCAGGCCGGGAAAAGGACGUUCGUGACUUUGCCCGUCGCCUCCGGCAGUCCGAUCCCUUUAUUUCGGGCCUCCUGAGUUGCAAGGGUGUUGUACGGCAUGCCAACAAGGCUGGGUUCUCUUUUCUCUUCCGCGUGCCUGAGGGUUACACUGUCGUACAGAGCCUCCGGCAACUGCUUCUGUCAGGUCAGGCCCAUAGCUCGCUCUCUGAUCGCCUGCAAGUGGCAAAGCAGCUUGCGAAUGCUGUCUGUUAUGUACACCUGUACGGGUUUGUACACAAGAAUAUCAGGCCCGAGACAAUCUUGAUUCUCGGCAAGCCGGACGAAGGAGACGUCCCGAACAAGCUGUGUUUAGACGGCUUCCAAGUCAUCCGAAACGCUGACGGGAGGACGUACCCAAUCGCGGACCCGAGAUGGGAGACGGGCCUGUACAAGCACCCGCUGCGGCAGGGAGACAAUGCCGAAUAUUUUGUCAUGCAGCACGACAUUUACAGUCUCGGGGUAUGCCUUUUGGAGAUCGGAAUGUGGGAGAGUUUCGUCACCUACGACGGUCCCGGAGACAAGGCGCAACCGUCCAAAGCUCUGUGUUUGACUGAAGACGGGGCCGAGCGUCGCAAUGCUUUUGCCAUGAAAGAUCACCUCGUUUCCCUCUGCCAGAGCAGCGCGUUAAGAGCCAAGAUGGGCACGAAAUACAGCAGGGUGGUCGAGAUGUGUCUGACGUGUCUGGACGAGGGAAACAUGUACUUUGGAAACGAGCAGGAGUUCCAAGACGAAGACGGAGUGUUGGUGGGUGUGAGGUAUAUCGAGAAAGUCCUUGGCGCCAUCAAUGAUAUCUCUCUUUGA